AUGACUUCGACAAACCAUGAUGAAGCUUUAAACAUAUCGGCGCACUGUAACUUAACAACAAUGGUAUGGCUGUUCGGGGGUGGUUAUUACUCAGGCAGUCCGUCCCUGAUUUUAUACGACGGCAAAGCUAUGGCAGUCACUGGGAACGUGAUCGUUGUGAACAUUAACUACAGACUUGGCCCGUUUGGAUACUUAUAUUUGGAUCAUGAAGAUGCCCCCGGCAAUAUGGGGAUGCUCGAUCAAGUUCGUUUUGUGUACUUUCUGCGAACUUUCAAAUUUACGCCUAUUAAUGCUAUACCAUACUAA
Molecule: messenger RNA, 306 nt
Organism: Gongylonema pulchrum
Lineage: Eukaryota; Metazoa; Nematoda; Chromadorea; Rhabditida; Gongylonematidae
Source: the annotation of a GenBank genome assembly